Molecule: messenger RNA, 3603 nt
Organism: Penaeus monodon (black tiger shrimp)
Lineage: Eukaryota; Metazoa; Arthropoda; Malacostraca; Decapoda; Penaeidae
Product: epidermal growth factor receptor-like
Exons: 5
Coding region: 4-3516 (1170 amino acids)
Molecular function (GO): catalytic activity
Source: RefSeq, a predicted model, not a curated record
CCGAUGGGCGCGUUUCCGCCCGAGGCCAGAGCGGUGGUUGGCGCGUUGCUCGUGGCGGCGCUGUGUCACGCAAGUGCCUCCUCCUUGUCCUCCGGAACAUCUCCCUUGGUGGUCGUGACGCCCACGGACGCUGACUCUGUCUCAGUAUGUCAAGGGACAUCACAUGGCCUGUCAGCAUCGCCGGGGGAAAAUACCUACCUUGACCUCAAACAACGUUACUCAAACUGUACUCUUGUUGACGGGAAUCUCGAACUGACCUGGCUGCAGGGGCGUGACCUUGACCUCUCCUUCCUGCAAGACAUCAGAGAGGUAACGGGCUAUGUCCUCCUCGACCACGUGACCGCCCACAACGUACGGCUUCCUUUCCUCACUCUCAUCCGAGGAACGUCGCUCCUUCCGCCGCCCACGCAGAACGCCCAACGCCCACGCUUUGGACUCCUCGUCGCUCACGCCCACGUGGAUAGGCUGGAGAUGCCGGCGCUGGGAGAAAUCUUAGAGGGCAGCGUGGGCGUCUUCAACAGCACUGGCCUGUGCCACUGGCGGUCCGUAGACUGGUCGGGUAUCCUAUCAUACGAGGAAGAGUGUCUCAUCAACCCAAACAGCCUCGAGUCCUCCUCCAACUGCACGUGCGAUAUCGGGUGCUCAAGUGGGUGCUGGGGAGAGAGAGAGGACAGCUGUCACAGCCUUGAAACCUGUUCUCAGCAGUGUCACGGGUUCCCCUGUUAUGGAACUCGACCCGAGGAGUGUUGUCACCCUCUCUGUGCUGCCGGGUGCACGGGGCCUUCGAGUAAGGACUGCCGGGCGUGUCGUUUCUUCAGUGACGGUGGCGAGUGUGUCCCAGAGUGCCUCUCCGUAUUCCAGUACAAUGUUACGACGUCUUCCUGGGACACAGACCCUCAUGGGAAGUACUCCUUCGUAAACAUCUGCGUCGAGGACUGCCCUGCGCCCCUGCUUAAGGAGGGGGGAAUGUGCGUCCGGAAAUGCUCGCAGGGAAAGACAGGGCAUGAAGGGAUGUGUGUUCCCUGUGAAGGCCCGUGUCCUGAGGUCUGUCCCGGCGUUGGUGUCGUCCAUGCUGGGAACGUCAAGUUCUUCAAAGGAUGUACAACUAUUCGGGGAUCUUUAAUUCUGCUAAAUGAAUCUUUCUCGGGGCAUGAAGGAACAGCGUCUCAUCCUACAUCUACUGAAGGAUAUGCCAUCAUGAAUCCUAAAGAGCUAGAAGUCUUUAGCACAGUCAAGGAAGUGACAGGGUACAUAGACAUCCGAGCAGCGCAUCCUCUUCUUACAAACCUUAGCUUCUUAAGGAAUCUUGAAGUUGUUGGUGGAGAGAGUCUAACUGAAUACUCGUCUUCAAUCUUUAUCACCGGGACUUCACUGCAAAACCUGGCCCUUUCAUCUCUCAGGAUAGUUAAAGCUGGACAUAUCAGGAUUACUGACAACUCCAAUCUCUGUUAUGUGGAGAACGUUCGAUGGGAAAAGAUCAUAGAAGACAGUGGAGAAAGAGUACAUCUUAUGAACAAUGCUGAUCGUGGGAGCUGCACCGCUGCUAGUUCCGUAUGCCACGAAACUUGCAGUGAUGAUGGGUGCUGGGGAUCUGGGCAAGAUCAGUGCCUUUCUUGCAAAAAUUUUAGUCUCCAAAACACAUGUGUGGAGCAUUGCAAUAUCUCUCGCGUCUUCCAAGUGAAUUCCAAUAUAUGUGACUUCUGCCAUGAAGAAUGUGAAGAACGGUGCUAUGGCUUGGACUCAGACCAAUGUGAACGAUGUAAGAAUGUAGAAAAAGGAUCUAAUUGCGUUCCAGAAUGUUCCGAUGAUGAAUUUGAAGACAAUGGAGUCUGUCUUCCUUGUGAUAUUAGUUGUAUAUAUGGGUGUUCAGGACCAAGUAAUAUCGUGGGUAAAGGAGGCUGUACAAAGUGUGCCAAAUAUGUUAUGAAUGGCAACUUGGAAGUAACUCACUGUCUUCCUCAUGGAUUCCAUUGUCCAGAGGGAAAUUUUUUCGACUGGUUGGUCAUCGAAGACAGCGGGAAUGUAUCAUUAGGAUCUCGUUGUUAUCUACAUUGCGACUUAAAAUUCCCACAGGACAACAGUGUGCAGUUUGACUGCAGUCACCCUUGUCCUGAGGAGUUCCAGGCAUUUCAGGCUGUGCCUGUAUGUCUCGUAGAUAAGCGACGUGCCCAUAGAAAUCUUGUCAACAAGGUAAACAGACAAUUAAAUAGGGCAGAACAGUUUAGAUAUUAUAAUGCUUAUAUCACUACUGAUCGCCAAUAUGCUCAAAGCCUUGCAACGGACCUUGACGCUCUUGGGGACACGGGUGAUAUGGUCUUAUAUGGAAUGACUAUCGCAAUGAAAGACAAUAUUGACGUCGCUAACAUGCCACAUACUGCAGGGCACAUGAUGCUUUCUAAUUACGUACCAAAGCAGGAUGCGCCUCUCUCUUCUUCCUUAAAGAACGCUGGAGUCAUCAUCUUGGGGAAAGUUAACAUGCACGAACUGGCUUAUGGUGUAACUAGCAAUAAUGCAGCAUUUGGUCCUGUCAGAAAUGCGUUCAAUUCAAACAAAUUUGCUGGUGGAAGCAGUGGUGGCACUGCCACUGCAGUUGCCCUUGGGUUAGCUGAUGCCGGCAUCGGGUCAGAUACUGGUGGAUCUUCGCGUAUUCCGGCUGCUGUGAGUGGCAUUGUGGGUUUCCGUCCCAGCACGGGUCGCUAUCCAGCCGAAGGCAUGACUCAUCUCUCCUGGACUCGCGAUACCCCAGGUCCUAUGGCCAGAGAUGUGCGCACAGUGGCAGUGCUUGAUGCUGUACUGGCAGGAUCCUCCUCCAGCGAGAUUGCACCGAUAAUCCCCAGGGAUAUCCGACUGGGUGUGCCAAGAACUCACUUUUACCAGAGUCUUUCCCGUGAUGUUUCUGGUCGCAUGGAGGAAGUUCUAAAGGUUCUCUCUGCUGAAGGCAUCGAGUUAGUAGAAGCUAAUAUGCAUUAUGUCCCAAAACUGACUGAGUUAACUGGAUUCCCGGUCAUAUUUUACGAAAGUCUCGUCGCUUUCCAUCAGCUCCUCAACCGAACAAAUUUGCGGGUGUCUUUCAGUGACUUUGUUGAUGGAAUUUCUAGCCCGGACGUUAAGAACCUUGUAAAAUCUAUUAUAUCAGACCCCGUACCAGAGUUGAAGUACCAACAAUCCUUAUACCAUUAUCGUCUAUUGCUAAAGGAAGCUUAUCAAGAGUACUUCGACCUCAAUCGUGUUGAUGCCGCAAUAUUCCCGUCCGUGCCCUUGCCAGCCAUGGAUAUCGUCGGAAGCGAGGACACUGUGAUGCUCCAUGGCGAUCAAGUGCCCACGCUGGCAACCUACAUCAGGAACACGGACCCGUCAAGCAAUGCCGGCGUGCCAAGCCUCGCGAUCCCAAUGGGGGUCAACCGCGAGGGCUUGCCUAUGGGCCUGCAGAUCGAGGGGCCGGAGGGAAGCGACAGGAAGCUGUUGGCGAUCGGCGCCGCAGUCGAAGAGAUUCUUAGUAAAAUUCAAGGUUUUUGAACUCAGGUAACUUCUAUUAAAGUAAUAAAGUAAAUACUCAGUAUUGGGACAACGAGGAAACCUACAUCUUCAUAUAUCUGCCUAUCG